Messenger RNA from Cantharellus anzutake, 960 nucleotides. RefSeq lists its product as uncharacterized. The record is from RefSeq and is a predicted model, not a curated record. The coding region runs from base 156 to 698 and encodes 180 amino acids. NCBI's taxonomy places the organism in Eukaryota, Fungi, Basidiomycota, Agaricomycetes, Cantharellales, Hydnaceae. The transcript has a single exon.
UGGGCUCGCUCGGGUCUCCAAUAUCAGCGAAAGGCCCCUCGUUCCAUGCUUACCACGAUAAGGCCCCGUUUUUUCCAUUGAAUAUUGGACAGGGAGAAAGCGAUCGAGAAGCAAAGAGCUUUGAUCCGUUGCCGGAGGUAGUUCAAUCCUACAAAAUGAUUCCAAGCUACGUCCUGAUGUACUCUGCGGUGUCAUUCACUUCAUUCCACCAGAACACAAUGCCUCUAUUUGGAAAUAACACCAAAUUUGUGGACCUUCCUCCGUUUUCAAUUUCGCCACUGGGCCAAUCGGACGCUUCAUGGACAGGUGGUUACUGGGCCCCAGACUCGUCGGGCCUACAUGGCCCAGACUCCUGCGACAUGAGCCCCUCAUCCACUCUUACAUCGGAUGACUCGCGUUCAUUUCGUUGCCCAUCGCUGAGCAAUGAAGUAGAGUCGAAUAUUGCGUUCGAAUGGUAUCGGAAUCAUUGCCAAGAAUCCAUCAUUUCCAAUAACGACAUGCUGUCUCUCCAUCAAUACAGCCCUCAGACCCUUACACAAGUUGUUUCCACGUUUACAUACCUGAAGGUUCUUUUCCCUUCGAACACCCCUACUGCUCAACAGAUCACCUCUGUCCUAAUGCAGGCGGAAAAGGCAGUCGGAGCUGAACGCCCUCCAACACCAAACCUACCCUCCCUUCCCUCUGCAAAUGGCAUCUAGUACUGAGAUGGAUAUGGCUCGCAACGUUUGUGACGGGUGUCCCGGGGGCGCCUUCCUUAGGACACACAUUUGUCGCCCGCGUCUACUACCCCCACCUGUAAUCUCAAAUCCAUGUUGCAUUUCAUCUUUACGUCGUGUGUAUUGUAUGUGACCUACGGAUUUUCUGCCUGGAGGCCUGAGUGGUUUCCAAUCCGGCGAGGUGCCCUCCUCGGUCUCCUGCUCCAAUUACAAUAUCGCAGCAUCCUUCAAGGCAGUACAAUGA